This is a messenger RNA of Panicum virgatum (switchgrass), 2530 nucleotides long. RefSeq names its product serine protease HtrA-like. Gene Ontology annotation, molecular function: protein binding. Bases 1069 to 2136 code for a protein of 355 amino acids. The transcript has 9 exons. Lineage: Eukaryota; Viridiplantae; Streptophyta; Magnoliopsida; Poales; Poaceae. The record is from RefSeq and is a predicted model, not a curated record.
UGUGUGAGACCCGCACAACAAUAAUUUCAUUUCCUCAACUACCUUCCUCUCCCACCGCACGGACGGCCUACUUCGUCUCGCACGGAGUUCGCCGCCGAGCUUACAAAAAAAAAAAAAAGAGUCUGCCGCCGGACCUGCCAUCCCCUGCCUCCCCUCGUUCCCCGUCCCCUGCCUCCUCCGGCCUUCCUCGCGCGCCGCAGUCUGCUCCUCCGCCCUGCUCCUCCAUGCCUGACACUGUCGUUGUCUCGCGUCUGCCCCCAUCAUCCGUCCACUCUCGAUCUGGAUCUCGCGGUGGAAGUCCCGUGCCUCCCCUCCGCAUGAAGGAGGCAGCAGCAGAGCGGCGGGCGCAGCAUCAUCUGUCGGCAGCGAGGCCGUGGCGGGCGGGAGCGGCGGCGGCGGUGACCAGCCGUCCUCGUGGUCGCGACCGGCGCCGACGUUGUCGACUGCGUCACGGAGUACGCGCGCCGCCAGGGCCGCGGCGUCUGCGUUCUCCAGAAUCGCCCGAACUCCGAUCUCCGCUCCGCCUCCUACCUCUUCCAGCCUUCCUCUCGCGCCGCAGCCUACUCGCCGGGAGAAGGAGUUGGGAUUCCAGACUACGGCGGGAGCACCAACGGCGGGAGAGAGAAGACGAUGGUCCCUGCGAAGGAGCGGGUUCGAUCCAAAGGAGCAGGUUCUCCAUCGAUCCAAGCCCCCAAUGUAUCGUACUCAGUUCCAUCCUCGUAUUAAUUGCAUCGACCCGUCGUCGAACCGCACACUGCGGUUGCUCUUAGAAACAAAACAAUCGGGAGACCAAGGGCCGGUUCCUAAUAAGAGGAUGAAGAUUGAGGCGGCGGCGGCGGAGUUGGUGGGCGGUAGCACCACUACUGCCUCCGAGGCGAAGCAGCAGGGGGACACGGCGGCGGCGGCGGCAGCAGCAGCAGACAGCUCCAGUGCCUUACCUGCUGCAUCCAUUCCUAAUACCACGUCGCUUCCUCCUCGCUGCCAGCCAAUCCACAUGUCAUGCGUCCUGUAAAAGGUCACUUCUUCUCAACUGAAAACCCGGAAGUGUUCCUACUGCACAACUGACUCAUGCUGCAUCUUUUGUUGCACCUAGAUCCUCGUGGAAAUCUUCCUACUCUGGUGAAACUCAAGGACCCGGAUACUGCUGAGAGUGUCGCCAGCUCAAGAGACAAGGCGCUGGUUCGGGAUGCCGCACGCUCAACCGUCAGCGUCUCCUCCAUUGCGCUUGAUGGGAAGGUCACUUACCGAGGGACUGGCAUCUUCAUUGGUUGGAAGGAGAACAAGAAGUGCGCUAGAGUAUUGACUUGUUCUGAAAUUGUACAUGGACUUAAUCCCAACAAUAAGCUACACAUUUGCUUGCCAAAUCGGAGCAUCUUUGAGGGGCAACUUUUGUUCUUCAAUAAGCAUUAUGACAUUGCUUUAUUGGAGAUCUCGUCAGAUUCAGACUUACCUUUGCAGCUCCCCACUUUUGGAUGUAACCCAAACUAUGGUCAGGAUGUUUUCAUUUUGGCUAGGGGCGAAGAGUCUAAUCUGAUGGCCAGGCAUGGGAGGAUCUUGUGGUCUGAAGAUCCAGAAAAUUUAAAUCGCAACCACCUCAUGCUUCUUAGCUGUGAACUUCCUGAGUAUGUCACUGGAGGACCAGUGAUUGAUCAUGAGGGCAGUGUCAUUGGGAUGACAUUCGAUAAUGUUGGUUCACAUGCUAAUAUUUUUGCCAUCUCCACCAUCCUCACAUGCAUUGAAAUGUGGCUGAAGUUCAGUCGUAUUGCUCGCCCCGUACAUGAUUUGAGUUUAAGGACUGUGGAGCUGCUGGAUGUGUCGCUCCAGGAGGUGAUAUCUCUUGAUCACAACAUCAACAAUGGCUACAUUGUAGAUGAGGUAUCAAUUGGUUCUACUGCUGAGAAGCUUGGCAUUAGAAAUGGAGAUGUGAUUGUUUCUCUUGAUGGGCUGUGUGCUCAAACUCUACCUCAGUUGGAAGAUUAUCUUCUCUCUCUUGGUUGGGAUUUCUUGCAGGGAAGUACUGAUUCAAGCUCCACUGUAGAUCUCAAGCUUGAAGUUUAUGAUCUCCUCGAACGUGGUACAAGAAGCAUCUCCUUGCCCGUUGAAUUCUGUGAUGCUUCAGAUUCAGAAUCAGAAUGAGAAAAAUACGAAACCAGCAUACUGUUUAUCAGUGCCGAGGACUUCAUAUGGUGAUGCAACAUAGCGAUGGAACCUUCCCUCUGUCUCAUAUUUCGCUGCAAAAAUAUCAUCCCUUCUAUUUAUAUCCUCCUGGGGAUGUAUGGAUAAGGAUAUUAAUAUUGGCGCACUGUGAACUUAUUGACUGUGUAAUGCAGUAAUUAACUCACUGUUUAGCUAAUCUCUCCUACAUUAGUCCUGCUGGUUGGUAUGUUAUAAUCUCCGGCUACGGUUCUUUGUCAAUGUGCUCAUUUGUAAAUAAAGUUGUGGCCAUGGCUACCUGGCUCCUAUUUGUUCUUCUGUCAGUUAUAGGCCGGCUGUUCAAUCCGGCUUCCUAUUGGUGAGUAAUUGGAAUUGA